AUGCAUCGAUUCAAUACUAUCCCUAUAGCAGUCACUAUCGAUGCAAAACAUGAACUUUUGUAUUUAAUAGAUCACAGCAGUACAUUUCUCAGUCAAACUACUUACUUAGUUGGCACAAAUCCAUAUGGAGUGGCAGUCGUCGAUGUGAAUAACGAUAACAAACCUGAUAUUAUCGUUGCAAACUAUGGCUCGAACAACGUGGGUGUUCUUCUUAACGCCGGCAAUGGCACAUUUCUUAAUCAAACUACUUAUACAGUUGGCACAUCUCCAUUCUUAGCAGCAGUAGCCGAUUUGAAUCACGAUAAUAAACCUGAUAUUGCCGUCGUAAACUAUGGUUCUGCCAAUAUCAGUGUCCUUCUCAAUGCCGGCAAUGGUACGUUUCUUUCUCAAACUACUUAUGCAGUGGGCUCAAAUCCAAUAUCAGUGGUAAUAGUCGAUGUGAAUAAUGAUAACAAAUCCGAUAUUGUCGUCGCAAACUAUGUUUCGGCCAGUUUUAGCGUUCUUCUCAACACAGGCAAUGGUACAUUUCUUUCUCAAACUACUUACACUGUUGGUUCCUACCCACAUUCAGCAAUAGUAUUCGAUGUGAAUAAUGAUAGCAAACCAGAUGUUGUCACCCCAAACGGUGGCUCGAACAGCAUCAGUGUUCUUCUCAACCCCGGCAACGGCACAUUUACAUCUCAAACUACUUACUCACUUAGCGCAUCUCCGCAGGCAGUAGCAAUAGUCGAUGUGAAUAGCGACAAUAAACCCGAUAUUGUCAUCACAUUAUAUAAUGCGAACAACAUCGUUGUUCUUCUCAAUACAGGCAAUGGCACAUUUAUUAAUCAAAGUACUUACUUAGUUGGCACAAAUCCAUAUGGACUAGCAGUCGUCGAUGUGAAUAACGAUAACAAACCUGACAUUGUUGUCGCAAACUAUGGUUCGAGCAACAUUGGUGUUCUUCUCAACGUUGGCAAUGGCACAUUUCUGACUCAAACUACUUAUACAGUUGGCACAUCUCCACAGUCAGUAGUAGUAGUAGAUGUGAAUAACGAUAACAAACCUGAUAUUGUUGUCGCCAACGAAGGUUCGAACAGCGGCAUACCUGAUCCAAUAGAAUCCUGUCAUUAUACAUAUAUAAAUUCAACGUUAACUAUGACUUGUAUCGCAGAUUAUCAUCAAGGUAAUGAAGAUUAUUUUUGUUAUAUGUAUAAACAUCAACAAAAUCGUGUUUAUUCUGAACAUGCACGUUUAAAAGCUAAUUGUGCAUUUAUACUUUUUGAUCUUAAACCUGAACUUUAUCAUGAUUUUCGUGUCUUUACAAAAAAUAAAUAUGGAGAUAAUUAUGAACGAAGUUAUUCGAUUAAAGUUGAAAAAUCAAAAGUACAUUUAAAACAAAAUGGUAAUGGAACAGCAUAUCCUGUUCGUCCUUAUCGUUCAAAAGAUCAUUUAAUAUCUUAUGAAUCUUCGACAUUAUAUCGUAAUAAUCCACAAUUUAAAAGUAUGUAUUCAACUGACGAUGAUGUGAUCUCUAGUCGACGAAAUACAUUUAAAGGAACAGAUCUUGAUCAUCCACUUAAUGUAUCAAAUGAUCAAUUGAAUGAAACAAAUCAAAUUCCUAUAGCAAUGCAACGUCAUUUAAGUUGUCAAACUCCAACAAAAUUAAAUAAUUUAGAUUUUUAUACAAUAUAG
Molecule: messenger RNA, 1674 nt
Organism: Adineta steineri
Lineage: Eukaryota; Metazoa; Rotifera; Eurotatoria; Adinetida; Adinetidae
Source: the annotation of a GenBank genome assembly